GGUCCAGGAUCAGCUGGUCCAGGAUCAGCUCGGACUAGGCUGCAGUCACACCAGCUCCUGCUCCGCUGAACAUGGCGACCCAAGUCCUCCAGAGAGUAGGCAAAGGCCUGCACAAGACGAGACACGCCGUGCAGGCCGGCGGGCCGGUGACCGUCAGCACCAGGAACCUCGCAGGAUUCAAAUCUCUUUUUGUUCGAAAAGUUGACCCAAGAAAAGACGCUCACUCUCAUCUACUCGCCAAGAAAGAGGACAACAAUCUGUACAAAAUACAAUUUCACAAUGUCAAACCAGAGUGCCUUGAUGCUUACAAUGAACUUUGUGAGGCUGUGUUGCCCACCAUUCAUGCUGAUCCUGAAUAUCCUUGUGAGCUUGUGGGCACCUGGAACACAUGGUACGGAGAGCAGGAUCAGGCUGUUCACCUAUGGAGAUAUCGGGGAGGAUACCCAGCUCUCACUGAAGUCAUGAACAAACUCAGGCAGAAUAAGGGGUUUAUGGAGUACAGAAAUGAGAGAGGGAAGAUGCUGCAUUCUCGUAGGAACCAGCUGCUGCUGGAGUUCAGUUUCUGGAAUGAGCCCGUCCCUCGUCCUGGACCCAACAUCUACGAGCUCCGCUCGUACCAGCUCAGGCCAGGAACUAUGAUUGAAUGGGGAAAUUACUGGGCUCGUGCCAUUGAGUUUCGCCAGCACAACCACGAGGCCGUGGGAGGCUUUUUCUCACAGAUCGGAAGUCUGUACACUGUCCACCACUUAUGGGCUUACAAAGACCUUCAAUCGAGAGAAGAGACCAGAAAUGAAGCGUGGCAGCAUGACGGUUGGGAUGAGAUUGUUUAUUACACAGUCCCUCUUAUUCAGCACAUGGAGUCCAGUAUAAUGAUUCCCAUGAAAGGAUCACCCUUGAAGUAAGCAGAAAGCCCAGGAGGAACCUCUCAGCAGCCACUGCUACAGCUACACUGACCUGUAGAGUGCCACCAACUACCAGAGCGUGCACUGCCAGGGACAUUGGCGUACCCUAAACAUGCUUUUUUUUUCUCUGCUGUUUUCUGUCUAGGCCAUUUUUCAGAUAAUUGGGUCACAAUGGUUAUAAUGGUUAUAAAACGUGGCCUGUUAAAAUGGUUACUGAGUUACUGAUCUGUUAACAAGGUGUUUGUAGAUGGUGGAUAAUUUGUCUUUCUUCUCCUCUUAACUUAAAAAAGUAAAUGUCCCAAGUAUCUCAAAACCGAAACAUUGCAUGCAGGACACAAUUUGUUGUCAAGUGGAUUACGUUACAGGGAAAUCAGAUUCAUUGUGUGUCCAUUUCCCCCCGUCUGUUAUUUUAAAAGGUCACAUGUUUACAAGACUUUAACCAUCAGAUUGUGGUGUGUCAUUGUGAAUGCUUCAGAACUGUUUAUCUGGAUGAUGGGAUUCAUGAUGUUUCAUUAAGAAUCUCAUUUGCUGAAAUUCACAAACAUACCACAAAGUGUCAAGAAAGAUGGAUUUGAUACAUUUUUCAAUCCAAAUGGUCCCAUGAAUAUUAUACUGACAUCUGCCUCAUGUCUCUGCUUUGCAAAAGUGAAAAAAUGAAUCCUAGUCCGUUCUUAACUUUAACAUCCAGAAUUCUCUGGAUCUUCCAGGUAUGAAGAGUAAAAACUGUGAUUCAAGUUAUUACAAAAAUCUGUUUGAUUAAACAUGGCUAAGCUGUAUUCACAAGAUACAGUAUAUUGCUAUACACUGACUUGUUUGGCCUAACCCUAUACCAAGCAAUUACUGUUAACACUGGUGACAGCCUGCUCUGAGAUGAUUUUUCUUUCUUUCAAAGGUCAUGUUGUAGGAAAACAUAGUGGACUUAUGAAACAAGCCAAAUAUGUGGUCAUUUGGUAUCUGUAAAUGAGUUGGUAUCUGUUAUUAAACAGGUGGACUGGAGAGGAGCAAUAUCUGUGUGGUAAAUGUUAAGUGCAGUGGUUUAAUAAUGCUAGUUGUAUAUAUUGAAUUAAAUUUCUGAUGAAUUGAAAAAAAAAA
Cololabis saira (Pacific saury) is the source of this 1994-nucleotide messenger RNA. Its product is annotated as protein NipSnap homolog 2-like. The transcript is spliced from 10 exons. The record is from RefSeq and is a predicted model, not a curated record. NCBI's taxonomy places the organism in Eukaryota, Metazoa, Chordata, Actinopteri, Beloniformes, Belonidae. Bases 72 to 902 code for a protein of 276 amino acids. Gene Ontology annotation, cellular component: mitochondrion.